AUGGUCCAAGCAUCCUUUUUUCACUUUAGUUUUCUAAGUUUACACUCUGAAACCCUUCUACAAAAACUUACCGCUGAGAACGGGACGGGAUCCGCCGACAACGUCGGAAUCGCCAUAGACAUGCGCCGAACGAAUGCGGACGCUCGUCUUCCGGCGGUCGACGACGUCGUCGACGAUGUCGAUGCAAUAGCCGCAUUCCGUCGUGUAGUGGUCGAGCUCGUUCCUGAUGCUCCGAUGAAACCACCACCGCCGCCGCCUCCGCCAAUGCCCAUACCACCACCACAACCACCGAUUGACGACGACGACUGA
Messenger RNA from Caenorhabditis remanei, 309 nucleotides. RefSeq lists its product as uncharacterized. NCBI's taxonomy places the organism in Eukaryota, Metazoa, Nematoda, Chromadorea, Rhabditida, Rhabditidae. The record is from RefSeq and is a predicted model, not a curated record. Bases 1 to 309 code for a protein of 102 amino acids. The transcript has a single exon.